CAAAGAAGAAGAAGCACGCUUCUGUUUUUUUUCCUUCCAACAUGGCGGCAGCCAGGAGGUUGAAACGCGUGGCGGCCUCGCAGCCCGGCUUUUUAACGUUAAAAUCGUCCGUAAACCCCGCAGACCUGGUCAGCGGUCGGAGGAAACGUGUGAACAAGAACAAGAAGAAAAGCUGGAACAAGCACAGCGACAUAAACGACGUAGAGGAGUUCCUAGAGGACGUCAGGCACCAGGAGAGGACCACAGGGGGUCUGCUGUCUGAGAAGACAGACGACAGUUUGUUCUUUUUGGACGUCGGACAACCAAAGAAAGCUGAACAGACAGAAGCAGAAGAACCCGUCGAUGGAGGGAAGAGGAAAGGAAAAGGGUCGCGUCCUCUGAGGAUAGACCUGAUCCUCCAGCACGACUCCCUCGUCCCACCGGCCAAAGAUGUGCUGGCCUACCAGCAGCCGAAUGCCAAGAAGCUCCGUCGCAUCGCCCAGAAGGCUGAGCAGCUGGCGGCCAAAGGUGUGGUGCCUCGGAGGCAGAGACAGCUGCUGAGCAGACGGCCUGUUGACAGGACGGUCAAGAAGGCGGCGACAGAGGCCAACAACAACCCAGACAGAGGAUAUUACGACAUAUGGGGGCAAGAGUCCAAAGAUUCAGCCGAUCCCUGGUACCUCCAACAGACGGGAAAGAAGCAGGUUAAGCGUCCAGAGAAGCUGCUGCAGAAGCCGUCUGUGCUGCCCGCUGUGGAGGUGAUCGCUCCCGGAGGAUCCUACAACCCAGACUUCUUCUCCCACCAGGCUUUGCUUCAGGAGGCCCACGACGUGGAGGUCAAGAAACAGAAGCAAGAGGACAGAAUAGAGAGACAGCUGGCUGUCAACAAGGAGGACAAAGCCACAGAGGAGACGGUCCUCCGUGAGCAGGUGGAAGGUUUGGUAGAGGAGGAGGACGAAGAAGAAGAACAAGAAGGAGCUUCUAAUGACAACGAGGAGGAAGUGGUUGUGGGAGCGAUCGCUCUGGCUGAGAAGAAAACGGAGAGACAGAGGAAGAAGGAGAAGGCAGAGAAAAUUAAGGAGCAGCGCCGACAGGCCGACAGGAAGCAAACCGACCAGCAGCAGCAGCUCUUCCAGCUUCGCUCCAUAAAGGCCUCCAUCAAGCAGCAGGAGCAGAAGACCAAGACCAACCAGAUCAAACGCAAAGCCAAGCAGGAGGCCGAGAAAUCUCAGCCCAGACGUCUCGGCAAGCUCAAGUUCCAGCCUCAGGACCUGGAGGUCCAGCUGAGCAACGAGCUGGCCGGCUCCCUGCGACAGCUCAAGCCAGAGGGCAGCAUCCUCAAGGACCGCUUCAAGAGUCUGCAGAAGAGGAACCUCAUCGAACCCAGAGACCGAGCCAAGUUCAAGAGGAGACUCAAGGUGAAAUAUGUGGAGAAGAGGGCUUUCAAAGAGAUCGCUUAGCGGCAACCAGCAGACCGCCGCAGACCGCAACAAGAUGGACAACGUUUAAAUCCACCAGAGCAACAUGAUGGAACUGUGUAUAUACAAUGACUGACGAUUACAACUGCUGACACAUUGUUAUGUCACCAACAACAACCGUUUAUAAACCGUGACCGGAUGGGAGUGUUUCAUUAA
Stegastes partitus (bicolor damselfish) is the source of this 1613-nucleotide messenger RNA. It is a transcript of the gene nop53, whose product is annotated as NOP53 ribosome biogenesis factor. Gene Ontology annotation, biological process: ribosomal large subunit assembly; rRNA processing. The coding region runs from base 42 to 1439 and encodes 465 amino acids. The record is from RefSeq and is a predicted model, not a curated record. Lineage: Eukaryota; Metazoa; Chordata; Actinopteri; Pomacentridae. Gene Ontology annotation, molecular function: 5S rRNA binding. The transcript is spliced from 12 exons. Gene Ontology annotation, cellular component: nucleolus.